CCAGCUGUGCUUGGCUCUAUUUGGGAAUAUAGUCCAUUUGGAACUCACCAGCAGUUUGGGAUUUUAAAGGAUGCCAGACUUCUUCAAGGUCCCUUUAGAUGGAAUAUAAUACUGCCGAAGCCGUUUCAUCAAAAGGAUUAAUGCCUGCAUUAUCAUUUCUGCAAUAAAACAGAAAGCUAAGACGGGGAGGCCACAGACACCUCAAACCUGGAUCCCACAGUUCCACAUUAAGUGCUGGAGUUUUUAUCACCCUGCUGCGGGAACACCUUCGCCAAUGCUUACAAGGAACUGCCUAUCCCUGCUUCUCUGGGUCCUGUUUGAUGGAGGCCUCCUAACACCGCUGCAGCCACAGCCACAGCCACAGCACACGUUAGCCACGGAGCCAAGAGAGGAUGUCACCCACCUGCCAGGGCGGCGCCUGCAUUUCCAACGAGUUAAACGUGGCUGGGUAUGGAACCAGUUCUUUGUGCUGGAAGAAUACAUGGGCUCCGAGCCUCAGUAUGUGGGAAAGCUCCAUUCUGACUUAGAUAAGGGAGAGGGCAGUGUAAAAUACACCCUCUCUGGAGAUGGCGCCGGCACCAUUUUUACCAUUGAUGAAACUACAGGGGACAUUCAUGCAAUAAGGAGCCUGGAUAGAGAAGAAAAACCUUUCUACACGCUUCGUGCUCAGGCUGUGGACAUAGAAACCAGGAAGCCCCUGGAGCCUGAAUCAGAAUUCAUCAUCAAAGUGCAGGAUAUUAAUGAUAAUGAGCCAAAGUUUUUGGAUGGACCAUAUGUUGCCAGUGUCCCAGAAAUGUCUCCUGUGGGUGCAUAUGUGCUCCAGGUCAAGGCCACGGAUGCAGAUGACCCAACCUAUGGAAACAGCGCUAGAGUCGUUUACAGCAUUCUGCAGGGACAACCUUAUUUCUCUAUUGAUCCCAAGACAGGUGUUAUUAGAACGGCUUUGCCAAACAUGGACAGGGAGGUCAAGGAACAAUACCAAGUCCUCAUCCAAGCCAAGGACAUGGGCGGACAACUGGGAGGGUUAGCCGGAACGACAGUAGUCAACAUCACCCUCACCGAUGUCAAUGACAAUCCACCUCGCUUUCCCAAAAGUAUCUUCCAUCUGAAAGUUCCUGAAUCUUCUCCUCUUGGCUCAGCUAUUGGAAGAAUAAGAGCUGUGGAUCCUGACUUUGGACAAAAUGCAGAAAUUGAAUACAAUAUUGUUCCAGGAGAUGGGGGAAAUUUGUUUGACAUCGUCACAGAUGAGGAUACACAAGAAGGCAUCAUCAAAUUAAAAAAGCCGUUGGAUUUUGAAACCAAGAAGGCGUACACGUUCAAAGUGGAAGCCUCCAACCUGCACCUGGACCACCGCUUUCACUCGGCGGGGCCCUUCAAAGACACGGCCACGGUGAAGAUCAGCGUGCUGGACGUGGACGAGCCGCCCGUGUUCAGCAAGCCGCUCUACACCAUGGAGGUGUUCGAGGACACGCCGGUGGGCACCGUCAUCGGCGCCGUCACCGCGCAGGACCUCGACGUGGGCAGCAGUGCUGUGAGGUACUUCAUAGACUGGAAGAGUGAUGGGGACAGCUACUUCACAAUAGAUGGGACGGAGGGAACCAUCGCCACUAAUGAACUGCUAGACAGAGAGAGCACCGCACAGUAUAAUUUCUCCAUAAUUGCGCGUAAAGUUAGUAACACAUUAUUAACCAGCAAAGUCAGCAUAUUGAUUAAUGUCCUAGAUGUCAAUGAAUUUCCACCAGAAAUAGCUGUGCCAUAUGAGACAUCUGUGUGUGAAAAUGCCAAACCAGGACAGAUCAUUCAGCUAGUCAGCGCUGCUGACCGAGAUCUUUCCCCUGCUGGGCAGCAAUUCUCCUUCAGAAUAUCACCUGAAGCAGCCAUCAAACCAAAUUUUACAGUCCGUGACUUCAGAAACAACACAGCUGGAAUUGAAGCCAGAAGAAAUGGAUACAGCCGGAGGCAACAAGAGCUGUAUUUCCUCCCUGUUGUGAUAGAAGACAGCAGCUAUCCUGUCCAGAGCAGCACUAGCACAAUGACUAUUCGAGUUUGUAGAUGUGACUCUGAUGGUACCAUCCUGUCUUGUAAUGUGGAAGCAAUUUUUCUACCUGUAGGACUCAGCACUGGGGCUUUGAUUGCAAUCCUGCUGUGCAUUGUUAUACUCUUAGUCAUAGUGGUGCUGUACGUCGCGCUGCGAAGGCAGAAGAAGAAAGACACCCUGAUGACCUCCAAAGAAGACAUCAGAGACAACGUUAUCCAUUACGACGACGAAGGAGGUGGGGAGGAGGACACCCAGGCUUUCGACAUUGGUGCUCUGAGAAACCCAAAAGCGAUUGAAGAUAACAAAAUUCGCAGGGAUAUCAAGCCAGACUCCCUCUGCUUACCUCGGCAGAGACCUGCAGUGGAAGAUAACACAGACAUAAGGGAUUUCAUUCAUCAGAGGCUGCAGGAAAACGAUGUGGACCCAACCGCCCCACCAUAUGAUUCACUGGCAACAUAUGCCUAUGAGGGAAAUGGGUCCGUGGCAGACUCCCUCAGCUCCAUAGACUCUCUCACCUCGGAAGCUGACCAGGACUAUGACUACCUGACAGACUGGGGACCCCGCUUUAAAGUCCUGGCAGACAUGUUUGGCGAAGAAGAGAGCUAUAAUCCUGAUAAAGUCACUUAGGGGAGAAGCAAAGACUAUAUCAACAGAAGAAAUUUAAGAAAGAAAAAUAAAGGAAUCACAUACACACACAGACACACAUACACACAUACACACACACACACACACACAGGCUUUAUAGGACAAGAAAUUCUUUGAGUAUCUGGUUUCUAGCAAGUUGCUAUAUUUAUCAUAUUGUCAGUUUUGGUUUGUUCUGCCAACACAAGAUAAAUCCUAUUAGAUGUACUUGCUUGGUUUGGUUUUGUUAUUUUGGAAACACACUGAGACAAGCUCAGGCCUAUUAAAUACAAUUUACUGACAUGACAACCUAGAAUGAAGAUAGCUAGGUGGCAUCACGGUGGAAGAGUGUUAGAUUUUUCUUAAUUCCACUAAAGUGCCUAUUGAAACUCUUAUCAUUUAAAGUGGUGUACAGUACACUCCGCUGUGAUGACAUUGCAGGACCCAGAGACACAGAGGACAUGAAACAAAGACACCGUCUUUAUAUGCCAAGGAGCAAUAGCAACAUGCUGACUUCUAAUUCCUUUUGAGAAAAAAUAAAAAGCAUACUUUCUGAACUCCAUCUUCUUAGAAUUCAAACAUUUUUAAAACUGUAUGCCAAAACGCAUUUGUUUUCCCCACCCUUUCAGAAAAUUGAAAUAAAUGUGAUGUUAAAUUCAAUAUGUAAGUUCUGCAUUUUAAAAGCAAUGUUUGAUCUUCCCAUUACUUCAUAUUAAGCUAUUCAUUAAAAUGUUACUUUUUAUCAAAAAAUAAACUUUUAACAAAAUGAAAUUUAAAAAAAAAAAUCCCUCUUUAUAAAGAGAGGCCUCAGGGCUGAAACUCCACAUUAAAAUAAACUGGUUUUGUCUUAA
Molecule: messenger RNA, 3510 nt
Organism: Pipistrellus kuhlii (Kuhl's pipistrelle)
Lineage: Eukaryota; Metazoa; Chordata; Mammalia; Chiroptera; Vespertilionidae
Gene: CDH12
Product: cadherin 12
Exons: 12
Coding region: 275-2665 (796 amino acids)
Biological process (GO): cell morphogenesis; calcium-dependent cell-cell adhesion; adherens junction organization
Cellular component (GO): adherens junction; plasma membrane; catenin complex
Molecular function (GO): cadherin binding; calcium ion binding
Source: RefSeq, a predicted model, not a curated record